CUAAAGAAAACACACGGUCAUCGAGCUCAGGAAAAGCCACGGCAUAUAUCUGCUAUGUGAGAUGCUCGUCUCGUCCACGUUCCCCAGGUACAUCUCAGUCUGGAAACCUGGGCAUGCGACCUGAUCGCACUGGGCGGGUGUCCUCAGCAUCAGCUUUUGAGUCUCUUCGAUGGCCUCCAAGACGAUGCUCACCUCCCUUUCUGCGACAGCAUCGCAGAGCUGCAACGAUAUGCCGAGCAAGCAGGCCCCCGUUUGUUUCCUUGUGAGCUUGUCAGGUUCAAGCGGCGGAGGAAAAACAGCAUGCCUUUGCAAUGUACAGUACCUUGUUCUUCAGAACCGUGCAAGGAAGCUCACGGUUCAACGAGGGUGUGUCUACUUGAAGUCGAAUGAGUGAGUGCCUCAAGUCUGAUUCGGGCUGCUUGACCCGC
Messenger RNA from Acaromyces ingoldii, 428 nucleotides. RefSeq lists its product as hypothetical. The coding region runs from base 170 to 394 and encodes 74 amino acids. The record is from RefSeq and is a predicted model, not a curated record. The transcript has a single exon. NCBI's taxonomy places the organism in Eukaryota, Fungi, Basidiomycota, Exobasidiomycetes, Exobasidiales, Cryptobasidiaceae.